This is a messenger RNA of Wasmannia auropunctata (little fire ant), 1983 nucleotides long. RefSeq lists its product as uncharacterized. The record is from RefSeq and is a predicted model, not a curated record. The annotation marks the transcript as partial. The transcript has a single exon. Lineage: Eukaryota; Metazoa; Arthropoda; Insecta; Hymenoptera; Formicidae.
AUGGGAGCACCUUCACUGCCUCCAAGCCUGUCCUCCUCCCACUGUCAGGUCUCAUCCGAUCUAGGAACAGUCCUACGAAACUUCUGGACGCUUGAAGAAGUCCCGUCAAUCUCUCCCCUCUCAACGAGCGAACAAGAGUGCGAAAAUCAUUUCGUCGAUAACGUUCGCCGCCAGGCUGACGGCAGAUACGAAGUACGACUUCCGUUCAAGUCGGAUCCAACCUCUCUCGGCGACUCUCGGUCGCUAGCUCUCUCUAUGUUGAUCUCCACUGAGAGAAGAUUAUCCAGAGAUGAUAACUUACGAACCAAGUAUCUUGAAUUUCUAGAAGAAUACGCACAAUUAGGUCAUCUCAGUCCAAGUAAUUCCUCCCCCCCAGCUUACUAUCUACCACAUCAUGGCGUCUUCAAGACCCAUGACGCAAAUGGUAAGCUCAGAGUAGUUUUUAAUGCGUCAUCUCGGACCUCAAGUGGCCUUUCACUGAACGACUGUUUACAUGUAGGCCCUAAACUUCAAUCAGAUUUAGGCAUGGUGCUUUCACGAUGGCGGCUCUUUGAGUUCGCGUUCUGCGCCGAUAUCGUCAAGAUGUUCAGGCAAAUCUCUAUUCACCCAGAUGAUCGCUGCUGGCAGCGUGUCCUAUGGCGUUCCUCGCCCUCGUUAGCAGUAGAGGACUUAGAAUUAAACACCGUCACGUACGGUACUACAUCAGCUCCAUACCUCGCCAUAAGAACACUCCUCAAGCUCGCGGAGGACGAGGAGACUAACUUUCCAUUGGGGGCUAAUGCGCUGCGGCAUUUUUCGUAUGUAGAUGAUCUGUUGGUAGGAGCUUCCUCGCUGUCUGAAGCGUUAGAGUUGCAGAGCCAAGUCACUGCAAUUCUUCAAUCCGGACGUUUCCCCCUGAGUCGGUGGUCGGCUAAUCACCCGGAAUUGUGUCCAAUCUCCGAAACAGGUACUCGUCUAUUCCAGCCCGCCGAAUAUACUAACGCUUUAGGUAUUCGUUGGCACACUCAAACCGAUACGCUCACACUCCGAGCAUUCGAACCUCCUUCCUUGACACCCACUUGGACAAAACGCAGCAUUUUAUCUGAAGUGGCCCGAAUCUUCGAUCCCUUAGGCUGGUUUUCUCCAGUGGUAAUAAAGGCCAAGAUCCUCCUGCAGCAACUCUGGGUUGCGGGAUUAGAUUGGGAUGAACCCGUAUCCGAACAACAUGCAAAUACUUGGCUGAGUUUGCGGGAGUCUAUGGGCCAGCUUGACACCCUCCAUAUCCCUCGUUGGCUGGGCUCUCCAGGUCUUAAAGAAGGCGUCCAUCUUGUAGGAUUUUGCGAUGCAUCCCAGAGCGCAUAUGCAGCCGCCGUUUACAUAGGAAUCGGCGAUCCGUCCAGUUCCAAUGGUCUACGGCUUUUAAUGGCCAAAAGUAAAGUCGCGCCGAUAAAGCCCGUUACGAUUCCACGAUUAGAACUUUGUGGAGCUCUUCUACUAACCAAGCUCCUUCUAGCGAUAAAGCAGGGACUUCAUUUAUCGAAAGUUACGAUUAAGGCUUGGUGCGAUUCGCAAGUCAUCUUGGCCUGGCUUAAGGGCCCCACAUCGCGUUGGAAGCCCUUUGUAGCCAACAGGGUAGCUAUUAUCCAAGGUCAAAUCCCGCCAGAAUCCUGGUCUUAUAUACCCACCGACCAAAACCCGGCUGACCUAGCCACUCGAGGAUGUACUCCUCAGGAUCUACACGACCUGGCACUAUGGUGGAAAGGACCUAGCUCCAGGGAAUUCUCCCCUACAUUCGGGGAACCUUAUAAUCACGAAGAGACCGAAGCGGAGGCGAAGACCCUUCACGCGGUUCGACCAAUCGAGGCACCAGAAGAAAUCAUCGACCGAUUCUCAACUUUAAAUCGAGCUGUACGAGUACUUGCCUAUUGCCGACGCGCUCUACUCCCGAAGAAAUCCAGAGGUUCCACGUUCCUUACAACGAUCGAAUUAUCGGACUCGCUGAAC